UUAUGCGGCGGACCGCAAUGGCAGCUCAUCGGAGAGACCUCAGUGUCAAAAACUGAAGCUUUUUCAUUUUUAAUAACUUGCUUAUUUUUUUGGUAUUAUUUUUUGUGUUAUUAUGCAUUAUGACCUUUUUAUUUCCUCACGUUUACAUUCAGUUAUAGUUCUCCUCGUCCCGCUCCUCCGUUGUGUCACCAGACAGGGUUCUCCUGUUACGGACUUGACACAGUGACAGUGGCAGAACGCUUUUUGAUAAACCGUAGCGGUCAUAGUGAUGUCCAGGGUGAUUCGCCAAACUCCAGCAGGAGUGUGCGACCUCUUUCGGAGACAGCUGCUCCAACCCGGCCCCCCUCAUUCCCUCGUCCUGAGCACCAGAACCAUUCAUGGAAGAGAUUACAGGAGGCCAGGGCAUUCUCCGGAUACUCGGUGGCCCUGGGAGAAGGUCCGCUUUGACCUUUCCAAAGGCCUGGAAGGGAUACGAAAGCACUUUGGGCUGCUGAAAGAUGAGUUUGUGGGACAGUGGAAGGGGCCAGAGGGCCGGCCGCUGAUGGAGCACAUGCUGGAGCAGACCCAGGUGCAGUGGGAGUUCCGCGGGCCAGAGUCUCUGGGACAGUGGGUCGUGUCGUCAGACCGAGAGAUUGGGGGUCGGAGUGAAGCGUACCUGAAGCUGGGUAGGAAUAACACCACCUGCAUGCUGUACGGGACUCUGGCUUCAGUUCCACCUCGGGAUGGAGAGACACGCUACAGUGGAUACUGCACACUGCGCUCCAAACAGCCUCUGUCUUCAUUCAACAGGAAGAGGCACUUUGAUUGGUCAAGCUUUAACACCUUGGUCCUGCGUAUCCGUGGAGACGGGAGGCCCUGGAUGAUAAACAUUUCAGCAGAGACCUUCUUCUCCCACCAGAGGGAUGACAUCUACAGCUACUUCCUGUACACUCGAGGGGGUCCAUACUGGCAGGACGUCAAGAUCCCAUUUUCCAAGUUCUUUCUGUCAAGUCGAGGAAGAAUACAAGAUGACCAGCAUGCUCUUUGGUUGGACAAGGUGAACACUAUUGGCUUCACACUCGGAGACAAAGCAGAUGGCCCAUUUCAGUUGGAGAUAGACUUCAUUGCUCUCUGCAGUGACCGUGCUCACACUGAGGAGUUUGCAUACGAACUAUACAAGAGGAACCCAGAAGCUUAAGUGGGAGAAGGUGGAUUCCAGAGACCUUCAAGUCCCAACCCUACAUUAGGGAGAAUCCAUGAAAUUAAUUUAAUGUUAAGGCACACAAAUCUGCAACUCUUCAGCAUCCAGACUCAAACACAAAUCCCAUAGACAACAAUGUACAAAAACAUUUACAUGUUUAAUAGCAAAUAAAAGCAGAUUUAAAAUGUGA
Pygocentrus nattereri (red-bellied piranha) is the source of this 1370-nucleotide messenger RNA. RefSeq names its product NADH:ubiquinone oxidoreductase complex assembly factor 1 (gene ndufaf1). The transcript is spliced from 6 exons. The record is from RefSeq and is a predicted model, not a curated record. The coding region runs from base 269 to 1177 and encodes 302 amino acids. Gene Ontology annotation, biological process: mitochondrial respiratory chain complex I assembly; mitochondrial electron transport, NADH to ubiquinone. Lineage: Eukaryota; Metazoa; Chordata; Actinopteri; Characiformes; Serrasalmidae. Gene Ontology annotation, cellular component: mitochondrion.